This is a messenger RNA of Spirometra erinaceieuropaei, 2636 nucleotides long. NCBI's taxonomy places the organism in Eukaryota, Metazoa, Platyhelminthes, Cestoda, Diphyllobothriidea, Diphyllobothriidae. The record is from the annotation of a GenBank genome assembly.
AUGAACUCCCUGCUCGUACGUAUAUAUCCUCACUUGCAGUUUACUGGAUUGCUCCCUUACAGAAAAAAGUGGACCUGUUGCAAGAAGAGUGUACACAGCUACGACAGUUUUCCCUGGAGGCCCAGCGAACUGCGACCCAGAAGCCAUCAGUGUACGACGAGAGUGUAAGCUUGCUGGCUAGUCGCCUCUGUUUUAUUUUUAUAAGAGAGUACAACUAUGUAACUUAAAAGACCUUCAGUCUCUGGACCUCCUUAGCUUUUGUGAAGUGCACGAAGAAAAUUUAAAUUAUGCCUAUUUUCAGAGUGCGGAUUCUUGGUAUAGGUACAGUGAGUGACCUAUCUCAUGAAAUGUUGACUGAAAUUCUGAAACGUGUUUUCGAUUAGGAAGAAUUACUUAGGCGCGGUUGUAAUACUAAUUAUCUUAUGGCAUAAUCGUAUAUUAUUUCGGACUCGGCAGGAUGUCGGCUUUUAAAUACACUGCUUUUUAAUCUCCUGUAAAAAACGUACUCGGUAAAACAUUAUUACUUAAUUAGCAUGCAUUUUUCUCAUUGAUUUUCGAUGGUCUUGCAAAUUCAAACAUAUCUUAGAGAAACCAUAAAAAAUACGUUUUCUUUCAGUCAAUUAAUAGACAAUCACGUCUUCUUUAUAUUUUUUUAUUCAAGGAAGGAGUAUAAUCAGGUUUUAAAAAAGUUUCUAAUUAUAAGAUUUUCUAAGACCGCGCAAUGUCCAUUCACAUAGUAUCGCACCUGGCCGUUUAUGACAGCUCCUCGUGAAAUGUACAACAUAGUCCGGAUCCAUUGCAAAAUUUUGUAAACUCUAUAUGGUAUCUUCCUAAAGGCAUAGAGGAAUAUGUGAUUUUCCUUACGUAGAAAGCAUACACCUUGUAAACUGAAAUGGCAAAUCUGGCUCAACAUUAUUCGGGAAUUGGAAAACUUUUUUGAAACCUAAUUAUACUCCUUCCUUAAGUAUAAAAUAUAAAGAAGACGUAAUGUUCUAUUGAUUGACUAAAAGAAAGCGUAUUUUUGUUCAUGGUUUCUAUAAAAUAUAUUAGAAUAUCCAAGACCAUCGAAAAUCAAUGGGAAAAAUGCGUGCUAUUUAAGUAGUCAUUUUUUACCGAGCACGCUUUCUACAGGAGAUUGGAAGAAAGUGCAUUUAAAAGCCAACAUCCUGCCAAGUCCGAAAUGUUAUAUGAGCAUGCCGCAAGAUAAUUAGUAUUACAACCACGCCUAAGUAAUCCUUCCUAAUCGAAAACACGUUUCAGAAUUUCAGUCAACAUUUCAUGAGAUAGGUCACUCACUGUAAUUUCUCUUGAAACCAUUAUUUGGCGAAUCAAUUAAUUGCAUUAUGCGCAUCCGAAAGGUUAUUUGUUAAUUAAAAUCCAAUACAAAAUUGGGUUCGCUCUUUGCUUCCUUUGCGAGUUUUCCUAUUUUAUCCUAAUCAAACCUACAGUGCCCCAUACUGAGAAAUCGAUGAUUUUCUAAUUAAUUUCUAUGCAAACCAGUGUCUACACGCUGAUUUCUAGUAUAGAAAUAGUUUAUUUAUUCGCUAUAGCUGAAACAAUUCUCAUUUAGCGAUUUAGAAGACGGCAGCUGGAGAAACGAUCGUUUUCAGCAAAUCCCCGUCGGGACUUUAGGAUUGCGUACAUAUUUAAUGCAUUCAGGAUGAGCCAUCACCUAGGGUUUCAAACCGCAUGCAGUCUCUUCCUUUGCCUUUUUCUCCCUGCAACCCCGAAGCCUACGGAUUCCACCAAAUAAAAGUACCUAUUUCUUCUUCUUGUUCUUUUUUCUUCCUAUUUACCCGAGUCGAAUUGACCCGUCUGGUAGCCCACCACAUUUAACACCCAUACACGUUCAAUUGCAAUUUCUUUCCAAAAUUCUUCCAGCUCUGUGUGCAAGCUUCAUGCCAAGCUGGUUCACAUGCGGUCAUACGCCGUAAGGAAUUUCAUUACGUGUGCAAUUUUACGGGCUUAAAGGCGAUUCACCAAAGACGAUCGUUUACCUAUCUUUCUUGUUUUCCUGUUCUUUGAGGGCACUGUGGAGUUCUAGAAAAAGUAAUUACUUUAUAACCACUUUUAACAAACCGCUGGAAAAGAAAUAAAAAUGAGUCCGGACCGAACCAUUUUAUGAUGCGACAGCUUUGUCAGAGCUUUACAGUACGGCAGUUAUAGAAAAGGAAGUUCAAACACUUUAAUUCUGAAUAGGUGGUGCAUGCAGUUUUCUCUUCUACUAAUGUUUUGCAUAUGGUCCUAAAGUUUGUUGGGUGCUCAACCUCGAACACUUCCGUUUAGCUAACUCUGUAACAGUGAACACUGCCAAUCAAUUUCCACAGCAUUACGGUCAUUUCUUAUUAGGCCGGACUAUGGCUUACCGGUGGCCACAUUUCGAAAUUCCACGCUGGUACGGCUAAUGGAAUGCUCCUCCCGCGGUUGUUCUGCCAUGCUGCGGCACAGAACGUCAAAUUUGGCUUCUGAAAAAGUAAUCCCUAACCGCUAUCCUAACUUCUUUUAGAUUCAAUUUCCGCAAGAUAUUGGUGAAUUAGAAAACUCGAUUCUACAACAUCUUCAGCCGGAUAAGUCUUCUGAUCAUUCAAGCUUGAAUCGUUCAUUCUGUUCCGCUCACGGUGGUGCAUGCUCAGCGC